CUGAACAUCGUAGAGUGUGCCUGCGGAGGGCGAAUUGCUUUUAUCAACAUGCUAGACAUAAUAGCUCUGGCACUGAUAGGGCUCUCCAUUGGCUUCUGGUAUGUGCGCACCUCGCUCAACUAUUGGGCGAGCAGGGGCAUUGCUCAUGUGGAGCCCCAGUUUCCAGUUGGCAAUAUGGAAGGCUUGCGCCAAAGCAAACACUUUUUAGAAAUUUUGACUCCCCUGUAUGAAUGUUUUAAGGGCACAGGGGCACCAUUUGCCGGCCUUUAUAUGAUGCUGCGUCCCGUGGUGCUUGUGCUCGAUGUAGAGCUGGCAAAAAAUAUUCUCAUCAAGGAUUUUGCGAACUUUGAGGAUCGCGGCAUGUAUCACAAUGAGCGCGACGAUCCGUUGACCGGCCAUCUCUUUCGUAUUGACGGGCCCAAGUGGAGACCCUUGCGCCACAAAAUGUCGCCCACCUUCACAUCCGGAAAAAUGAAAUACAUGUUCGAUACGGUAUGCGCCGUGGGUGAGGAAUUGACAAGGGCUUGUGCAGAGCAGGCACUUAAUGCUAAUAAUGGCAUACUGGAGAUUAGCGAUCUCGUAGCUCGCUACACAUCCGACGUCAUAGGCAGCUGCGCCUUUGGUCUUGAAUGCAAUGGACUUCGAAAUCCUCAGGCUGAGUUUGCUGCGAUGGGUCGUCGCGCCUUUACCGAUCGUCGUCACAACAAACUCGUCGACGGCUUUAUUGAAACGUUUCCGAACUUGGCGCGACGGCUGCGCAUGCGUCAAAUACAUCAGGAUAUUACGGAUUUCUACAUGCGCAUCGUCAAGGAUACGGUCAAGGAACGCGAGGCUCGUGGCAUUGUGCGCCAAGACUUUAUGAAUCUUCUAAUCGAAAUGAAGCAACGCGGCGAACUGACGAUAGAGGAGCUGGCAGCUCAGGCUUUUAUAUUCUUUGUGGCCGGCUUUGAUACAUCGGCCAAUACUUUGAGCUUUGCGCUAUACGAGCUGGCGAAGCAACCACGUUUGCAGGAUAAACUGCGCCAGGAGAUUGCUCAAGCAUUGGAAAGACACAAUGGACAGUUCACAUACGACUCCAUGCAAGAUCUGCAGUACAUGGAGCUGGUCAUAGCGGAAACACUGCGUAAAUAUCCAAUCCUGCCCCAUCUAUCGCGCAUCUCACGUCAAUAUUAUGCCGCUAACAACGAUCGUCACUAUUAUAUAGAGCCUGGACAAAUGGUGAUUAUACCUGUAUAUGCUAUACAUCACGAUCCCAUGUUCUACCCGGAUCCGGAUAAAUUUAUUCCCGAACGUUUUCUGGCCGAUCAACUGGCACAGCGUCCCACCGCUUCUUGGCUGCCUUUUGGCGAUGGACCUCGAAACUGCCUGGGGAUGCGAUUUGGAAAAAUGCAAACCUGUUCAGCUUUGUUCCAUCUGUUGAGGCGUUUUCGGUUCAGCACCUGCCCCCGCACCGAGACCACGAUUCAAUUUGUCAAAUCAAACAUUCUAUUGUGUCCGGCUAACGGUAUAUAUCUAAAAAUCGAAGCAUUAAAAGCUCGCGCAAUGUAUCUGUUUAUUUCCCUAGUCGCGGUAGUUAUCGGUCUUCUGAUAUAUGUGGUAAACCACCACUUCAACUAUUGGCAGCGUCGGGGUAUUCCGCACGAAGCACCUAGUUUCCCACAUGGAAACUUUGGGGACUGGCCGAAGAAGAGACAGUUUUCAGUGAUAUUCAAGGAUUAUUAUCUGAAGUUCAAGAACGAUUCGAGUUACUUUGCUGGAUUCUUUGUAUUUUUCAAAAAAUCGGCCGUGAUAACGGAUCUAGAACUAAUUAAAAAGGUUCUUAUCAAAGAUUUCAAUACGUUCGAAAAUCGCGGAAUCUUCUCCAAUGAAGUAGAUGAUCCCCUUUCUGCCACGCUGUUCAGCUUAGAAGGUCAGAAAUGGAGGCACUUGAGGCACAAAUUAUCGCCUACAUUUACUUCGGGAAAAAUGAAAUUUAUGUUUCCCACCGUUGCGAAGGUCGGUGAAGAAUUGGCCAACAUAUUAAGGGAGAAAAUGGGAACCUCUUCCAGCCAAGAGCUGGAAGUCACGGAUCUAGUCAGCCGUUUCACGGCCGACGUAAUUGGCAGUUGUGCCUUCGGCUUGGAGUGCAACAGCCUUCAGGAUCCCUCGGCUGAGUUCGUGCAAAUUGGAAAACGCGCACUUACGGAACGUAGGUUCUGGGGCCUCUUCGACUUUUUCAUUUUUGGACUGCCCCAGCUGGCGCGUCGACUACGUCUUAAAGUAACAAUGCCGGACGUAGAGGACUUCUAUUUCCGCAUCAUUCGGGAUACCAUCAAUCACCGCGUGAAGAAUGACGUGAAACGGAACGAUUUCAUGGGCAUUAUGAUUGAAAUGUAUAAGAAAUAUCAGGACGGCAAUGAAGAGGAUGGCUUGAGCUUCAACGAGUUGGCGGCGCAGGCUUUCAUUUUCUUUUUGGCUGGCUUUGAGACAAGCUCCACAACAAUGGGUUAUGCCCUCUAUGAGCUGGCACAGCAUCAGGAUAUUCAGGAUAAACUUAGAGAUGAGGUCAACCUAAUUAUGGCUAAACAUAAUGAGGAUCUCAACUAUGAAGCCAUGAAGCAAAUGCAGUAUUUGGAGCGAGUUGUUAUGGAGACACUUCGCAAAUAUCCCGUUUUGGGCCACCUAACCAGAAAGGCCAAGGCUGAUUACGAUGUCGGUGAUUCCAAGCACAUUAUAGAAAAGGGCACAGGAAUCUGUAUUUCUGUUCUUGGCUUACACCAUGAUCCAGAUAUCUAUCCUGAACCAGAAAAAUUUGACCCGGAAAGAUUUACAGAGCAAAGUAUCGCCUCUCGUCCAGCCUGCACAUGGUUGCCAUUCGGAGAUGGCCCCAGAAGCUGCAUAGGCUCCCGAUUUGGAAUGAUGCAAACAUGCAUCGGACUGGCGUACCUUGUCAAAGACUACAGGUUUACGUUGGCACCUGGAACUAAAGUUCCUCCUACAUUUGUGAAAAAGAGCUUUUUGCUAUCGCCGGAAAACGGAAUAGUUUUAAAUGUAGAAACAGUAUCUUAA
This is a messenger RNA of Scaptodrosophila lebanonensis, 3048 nucleotides long. Its product is annotated as probable cytochrome P450 6a23. Lineage: Eukaryota; Metazoa; Arthropoda; Insecta; Diptera; Drosophilidae. The transcript has 4 exons. The coding region runs from base 49 to 3048 and encodes 999 amino acids. The record is from RefSeq and is a predicted model, not a curated record. Gene Ontology annotation, molecular function: heme binding; iron ion binding; oxidoreductase activity, acting on paired donors, with incorporation or reduction of molecular oxygen.